GAGAUUGGAGAGGAAGUGGGAAGGCUCCAAUCUGUUCCUCACACCAGCGCCCUCAUGCCCCCACCCUUCUCGUCAGCUCGGGGCUUCGGCGCGCCUCAUCCCCGCCCCUCACCCCGGGAGAGGAGCGCGCGGCGCGGUAGAGCCCGCGGAGAGAGGCCGGGGGAAGCGGACGGCCACCGUUCGGCAGCAGGGGCCCGUAGCCGCCCGCCCUCGGGCGAGCCAGGCCCGAGGGCAGCCCCGGAGACCGCGGCGGCCGGAUGCGCGGGCGCGUCACUUCCGGGCGGUGCAGCGGCGGCCGCUUGGAAGAUGGCUGCGCCCUGUGGCUCGGAGCUGCCCGCCAACUCGCCGCUAAAAAUCCCGAAGAUGGAGGUGCUCUCCCCGGCUUCUCCUGGUGGCCUGAGCGACGGAAAUCCAUCGCUGUCCGACCCUUCCACGCCUCGGGGUGCCUCCCCGCUCGGGCCGGGCAGUGCGACGGGCUCGGGGGCAGCGGCGUCUGGGGGUCUCGGGCUGGGGCUGGGGGGCCGCAGCGCCGCCUCGUCCUCGGUCUCCUUCUCCCCUGGUGGCGGCGGUGGCGGGGCUGCGGCAGCCGCCGCCGCCGCCUGCCGGGGCAUGUCGUGGACGCCGGCCGAGACGAACGCGCUCAUCGCAGUAUGGGGCAACGAGCGGCUGGUGGAGGCGCGGUACCAGCAGCUGGAGGGAGCCGGCACGGUGUUCGGCAGCAAGGCCCCUGGGCCAGCCAUGUACGAGCGCGUGUCCCGGGCCCUGGCCGAGCUGGGCUACGAGCGGACCCCUUCCCAGUGCCGGGAGCGCAUCAAGAGGCUUGUGUGUUCCAGAACGCUUGCCUGCUUGUGAGUCUGAUAGAGGCUUGAUGUGUAUCUUAAAGGAAUAGACCAUCUUGGACUACCGACCAUACACUUACAGUCUUUCAGUUUAGGAGGUAAGGGUCUAACAAGCACGUGUUAAAACUUUGGAUGAAUAGUCUUCUGAGUUUAUUUCUUGGCAUUUGGGGAAAUCUAGUGAAGAGUGGAAUGAAGUUAUUAUGGAUCCUUCAAUAAGAUGAUACGUAAAAAGAAAAAAGAAUUUAGAAAGCACAUAGUACAAACAGUGCUGUGUAAUAAAACUUUCUGUGAUGAUGGACAUGUUCUAUAUCUAACACAGUUCAUUGUGAUAGCUACCAGUCACUUGUGGCUGUUGAGACCUUGGAAUGUGGCUAGUGUGCCCGAGGAACUGGAUUUUAAAUUGUGUUUCAUUUUAAUUAAUUUAAUUUUAAAUUAUAAAUGCCACAUGUGGCUAGUGGCUACCAUAUUGAACAGUGCAGGUAAAAAGUUGUUAUUUGGAGUAUUAAAGAAGUCUAUUUUAUGAAACAGUUUUCUUAGCUACAUACUCAAACCUUUAGGGGAAGCUCAAAGUUCCUUUUUUUUUGCCCUCCCUGUCUCUUUACCCCAGAGUAGGAGGAACCUUGAUAAAAGUAAAGAAAAAUGGUCCACCCUACUAGGGAGGAAGAGCUUUUAGUGCACAGAAUAAAGUCUUAUAAUCUCAGUUAGCUAGGGCAAACAGUGUCAUAUUCUUGAUUUUCUAGGACAAUGCUGUCUGAUAGAACUUUCUGUGAUAUAUGUGUCCUGUUGUCUGCACUGUCCGUCAGCCACUGAGCAAUAGCCACUAGCCACAGGUGGUUAUUGAACACUUGAACUGUGGCUAGUGUGACGGUGUGAAACUGAAUUUUUAAUUUUCUUUAAUUUUAAUUUAAAUGGUCAUAUACAUGUAGCCAGUGGCUACUGUAUUGGCCAGAACAGCUUUGGAAUAAUGAUAUUCAAACUUUGUUUGUUUCUGUGCUCCCAAAAGACUUUUUGUACUCUCUUGAACAUUUUAAAAUGGACAUUAAAGUUUUUUUGUUAUAGGUGAAAGUUUACAGGAUGUUAAUAGGAUAUAGGAAAUAUUAAAUCUAGUAUGGGAUGAAUAAAAUGAGCAUUGACUGUAAAAUGUACUCAGUAAUGUACUAUGAAUCUGAAAAAUCCACGCAAAAUUCGUAUCUGUAGAUUUUAUCAAAUGUAUCUUGAGAAUGUUGAUGAUCAGACAAUAUUCCACUUAACAUUUAAAAAAAACCAAUAUCCCUAACCUAUAUUGCUUUGGUUAUUCUAAAUUCAGGGGCCAAGCUUUACACGUAAGAAAUACAUGCCAGCUGGAAAUGCUAGGAAUCCCUAAGGUUUUAUGAUGCCUUGAUUAAUCAUGAAAGAGUAGGAAUACCCCAGUGGGAGGCCACUGCUUUAGAACUCUGAGCAUCUUUCUGAUAUCUUUCUUGGCAGCCGUAGCGGGACUGGACCCUUGAAUUCCACUGUCCUUAGGAAGCAGGAGAAAGAUGUGGAGCUUAACUCUUGGCUAAAGUGCAAGAAUCUGUGGGAGGAUUUGGAGAUCUUACCCAUUCCCUUUCAUCAGACCCAGCUGACAGAUUUCAUCACAGGGUUUCUCUAAAUACUAAAGUCUGAAAUAGGGACUUACUUUUUUAUUAUUAUUAUUAUUCACCACAAAUAUUUGAGUGCCUUGUGCAGUAGGUCCUAGAGAUGCUGCAGUGUACCAUUUACCGUCAGAGUGUCCACCUUCCAGUGAAAGAGUCAGACUACAAAAGCACCAGUUACAGGGUUGUGAGCAAGGUCUGUGUGACACGUUGACAUUAAGCUCAUGGUGCUUCAGGCAUACACAGGAAAGGCACGUCGUCAUAGGCUUUCAGGAGGUGGAUCCUGAAGGUAGAGUAGACUGAACUGAGUAGAAGAGGGUAGAUAGAGAUGAGCACUUGGGGUAAAAGACCAGAGGCAGCAUAACCUAGAACAGUGUAAACUGCCAGUAUAGUAAAAUAUAUUUUGUUUCAGGAAUCUUAAACUGGAAACAUCCAAAUACCGCAUUUGUUCCAGAAAAUUUAUAAGUGACUAUUUUUCCCCGUUCCCUUCCCCCAUGGUCUUCUAAGUUUCUCAAGAGCCACAUAUGAGUGAAAACAUAUGAUAUCUGUCUUCCUCUGACUGACUUAUUUCACUCACAGAAGAUUUAUAAGUGGUAAGCUGUUUAAAAAGUCAUCCCUUUUGGGGCACCUGGGUGGCUCAGUCGGUUAAGCGUCCCACUCUUGACCUCAGCUCAGGUCUUGAUCUCAGCGUCAUGAGUUCAAGCCUCGUGUUGGGCUCCAUACUGGUCGUGAAGCCUACUUAAAAAAAAAAAUUAAAUUAAAUAAAAAAGUCAUGCCUUUCAACUGAAUAACAGUUUGCUAUAGUGCAUGGCAUUUGGUGAAGGUAUGACUUAGAAUCUACAAAUGACUCGUUAGUGGUGUCUUAAAGAACCAAGAAAGGGUGGAGCAGAUAGUUUUGGAAUAACAGUAUGGUGGGCAUACCAAUUCUAGAGAAUUUAUAUGUUUUGAUAGAUAACCUUUUUAUAGUGUUAGAUUAUAGUUGUGCAGGUAUCUAUUACAUAUCUCAUUCUUAUAUACUGGAAUAAAAAACCAAAGCAAUGCAUCUUUUGAACAUACAGUAAGAAGAAAUAUAUUUUACCCUGUGGCCUAAUAGUCACAUAAUAUAUAUGUUUAACUGAAACAUUUCCACAAAAUAAUAAUGAUUGUAGCCAACACUUCUGUAACAUUUACUAUGUGCCAUGUACUGUUCUAGGUGCUUUGCAAAUAUUCACUUCUUUAAUCCGCAAAAUGACAUGCUACUUAACUAUGUGCAGUACCCUCUGGUAUGUUCUAUUACAUUCGAGCACAGCUAAUCUGGCUCUAGAACCACCAGGUUAUAUGUCCUCUCGAGUAUCAUAAAUAUACAGCACACGAACACACCCAACACAUUGCCUGUAUCUGGUAGGCUCUUUCUCCAGUCUCCUCCCUACAGGUACGUCGUCCUCCUCCACCACCACCACCACCACACCUCCUCUACCCCAGUACUUGGCAGCAUUGCCUCCCCUUUUCACCACCCCCCCCUCCUGGUACCUCUCAUCCUUCCCUGCCCCAGCCACACACUCAUUUGUCUCCAGAAGUUCCCUCACCUAAAACUGGUGCAAAGAAAACCUGGGCGGAUGAGGGUGCCCGCUCCCACUGGUAUUGGGCAGCUGGCUUACUCCUGGGGGACUGGCAGCUCAGGGUCACGUUGGUCCCCACACGGGCCACACCCAGGAGACGGCAGGACGGAGGAGCUGGAGGAACUGGAGCAGGGAGACAGGUUAAAAAUUCAAUCCCCAGGAGCCAACAGACCCCCACCUCCACCACCUCCUACACUCCCCGCCUCCCUCUUCUGUCACUCCAUCUGCCCUCCUCCAACCUUUACAGGCAGCCUUUUGGGAGACACCCGCCUGACCUCCCUGGGGGCUAGGGCGGUACUGCAAAGUGUGUGCUUCACACUUACCCAGCACACUGAGUUCUAAAGUUUUGCUGCUGUGGCUCCUAUUUUUGCCUUGAUGGUCUUGCACAUUCACAGAGCAGCGGUAGGACCCAGAGUCUUUCUCCCGGAGGCCCUGCAGCCGCAGCGACACGUUGUGGGAGGGCAUGGAGUAGACCAGGGAUACCCCAGGUUUGCUUGUCGUGGUCCUGCUGAUGUACGCCAACACCUGGUGUGGGGCACGAUGCCUCCCGGUUAUCGCAUGUAUGCACUGUGCCCACGGGCUCAGCCAAUCCCCUCCCCCACACCGGCAGUCUUCAAGUGCUCCUCCCCUGCACCCAUCCCCUCCAACCUGUACCAGCUCCCCAUUCACCCUGUUCCCCCCUAGCCACCCUCACUGGCCCUGGGUUCUCUUUACCAUGACGCUUCUUGAUCCCCUGUGCCUUGUCUCUUUAUCUCCCACUUCGGGUGUUUAGAAAGAUGGUCACAACCUACUAAAAUUGAUUUCCCAACUCAGCCCACUCGUGGGCUAUAACCUGCAGUUAGAUAAAAGAAAAUUAGAAGAUACUGAGGUGACAUGGGCUUUUUUUUUUCCAAUCAUUGUGCUUUUUUAGAUUUAAGGCAUCAAAACUUCAGAAGCAUUAAUUUGGAACAGGUCAUGUCCCCAAUAUUCUGGUGAAAUGUUUUAUAUGAUGUAGUUCUAGCUAGCUGGAGCCUGAGGUUAGAGGGAAGAGGGUGAAAGGAGGUGGGAAGUGAUCAGAAAUGAGACUGGAGACAUACAUAAGAGGUGAAAUGAGGUACUAGGGGGUUUAGACUUGACCCUAGACUUAGUCAUCAAAGAGCUGUAAGCUGGGAAGUGGACAUAGUCUUAGGUCCUAGGACUGGCUGUAAUGUGGAAAAUGAAUUGGCAAGGGUAAGACUGGAAGGACAAAGAUCACUCAGAGGCUUCUUGCAGUAAGCUAGACAAGAGGUACAAUAAAACAGUGGCCAUGAAAACAGAAGACAAUAGAUUUCAGAUAUACUAAAAUCAGCGGGGCUGUUUGGGAAUCUGAAAAUUUUAUGGGGUUUGUUAAAUCUUCUACCAGCUUACACAGGAUUCUUUGUUGUAGUCCUCAAAGAUCAUCACAGUGCUUCAUUGCCUGAAUUUUUGGAGUUGGUUCUAGAACCCAGUGAAAUCCAACUAAAAUAUCAUUUUGGCACAGCUCUGUUACCUCUAAGAUGUACUCUGGACUCUUGGAUUCUAAUCUCCCUAAACUUCAGAAGUGAUGACCCUGCCUUCUUUUUUCCCCUCUUUUUUCCUAACAUUACCAGAGGGCAAGAACUAAAAUUCACAUCUCCAAUUUCAGAUAUUGAUUGUCAUACAGGCACUCUGAAGUUGCUCAUACUGCUAGGCUGAGGUAGAAGAGCAGUUUUCCCCCCUUUUGGAAGGUUGUAUCUAUGUAAUGUUUAAAAAAGGCUUAAAAAUGUGAGAAAGAAUGUCUUGAGUUUCAAAAACAGACCAGGACCACAAAGAGCUUUAACUUUUAAACAGUUGAUUGUUGGGACUGCUUUGAUUAUUGGGUACUCUUUAAUCCUGGUUUGGGGAGGGGGGAGCGGUUCAUGCAGUGUGUUCUUCUCUGCCUGCUGUUGACCAUUGCAGAAACAGCAUUCAGUAUUCAGGAUGAAUGCUUAACAAAUCUGGGCCUAGUAUGCAUAUGUUGCAAAUAUCUGGAGUUUGUAAACUAUGCGGAGUCUUCCCCCUACUGUUCCAAAUCAUUGGAAAAUGUCUGCGAAUGGAAAAAGGCAUGUAUUUAAAUCUGUUUUAAUUCUUACCUGUUGUAGUUGAGAGAGUCCUUGAGAGCCAGUGGAAAUACUUACUUUUUUUCUUGGCACUAACCAAGUGAGUGUUCUCGUGUCACUUACUGGGAUGUGUUGUUAUUCCUUAGUAUAAAAUACAAACCUGUGUUUAUUCUCAGACAUUUUAGGAAUAACAGCCAUCAUUUUAUUUUUAUAUAUGUGCUCUUGGCUGUAUUCAUAAAUUACAUAUUUUGAGCUACCAAAUAAUAUUUCAGUCAAUAUAAAUUGAUACAACAGAAUGGAAGUUAUUUACUUAGAUACGUCUUCUAGUUGCCUUUUCUCAGCCUAUGUAAGACUAUUUUGUUGUAAUAGCCUGAAUUUUUGAAACUCACAGUAUUAUUGUUGCUCUACUAUCUACCUUCAGAUUUCAUUUAUUCAAAUAAGUCAAUUAUGUUUGUAAUUGGUAUUAAUAAAACCAGAAUAAAGUUCAUAUCUAUCAAAAACUGCUUUUAUUAUUAUUAUUUUAAAUUUGCAGAUACUUUCUCUAAAUGGGAAGAGCUGGUUUAUGAUUUAGAAAGAAGAGUGUGAUAGGUCAAAAAGUACCUCAACCUUACGUUUAAUCUCUCAGCUGCCAUAUAAAAUCUUAAGGAAUUUUCUUUCAUUCAUUCAUUCAUUCAUUCAUUCAUUCAUUUGUUUAGCAAAAACCCACUGAGCUGCUUCUGCGUGCUGGCCAUUGAUGUAGGUACUGGAAAUACAUCAGUGAACAAAAUUGAAAUAAACUCCUGCCUUCAAAGAGCUUACAUUCUGGUAGAAACCAAUAUGAUAUUUAAAAUAUGCAAUUCAAAACAAUUAGCACAAUAGAAAGAAAUUGCCUCAAAUACGAUAUUACUAGAUAUCAGCCUUGUUGACCUUAGAACAUUAGGGCUCUUAUUCAUUAUAUGUUACUUUUGCCUUUACCAAAUGUUACCAUUUGCCUUUACUUUCUUAAGAAUGAUUUACAUGACUUUAUAUCUUUUUAUUGUGGUAUGUCCAGUUGUCACUGGGGUUUGCCCCAUCAAGCAGCAAAGUGCAACAUUGUUAAUAGUCAUUCAGUCAUUAGAUUAUGAGCACCCCUGUUCAGUCUUCUGUAUAACCAGGUAAUGUCCCUUCUCUUUUGCAAAUUAGAAGACAUGGUUAAUAGUUGGAUUUUGAGGGAUCAGAUUGUACCUGUUUUAGAACAGUGUAAAAUAUUUUUUUCCUUUAUAUAAGUAAUGUAAACCACAUUAUAAAAUUAAGAGGAAAAAUCAAGGGAGAAAUUUUAACUUUAUAGCAGAACUAACAUAUCUAUGAAACCCUAAUUUUCAAGAAGUGGUGGUCAAUCUGAUUUUACUUCCAGUAAAUUUCCAUGCACCAAAAAAGGAAUGAGAGGUCUACAUGUUUUUUGUUCCAUUGAACUCCAGGAAAAUAUAUGAGCCAUUCAUACUUCACUGUUUGUCUGCCUACAGCUUCUUGUAAGCAGGCUGCCCAGUGAGUGAGGCAUGUUCCUAUGGUUAGUUAAGAUUCCUUGUUUCCCCUUUAGUUUAUAUGUCAGUGUUAGUCACCAUAUUCUCGCCAGGACUACAAACCUUUGAAAAUGGUUAGAUAAUUAGCUUUUAUAAAGAAAGAGGAAAUAAGAGCAAAAGGUUGAAGAAGCUAUGCUAGUAUAGCCAGGUGUUUCUGAAACUUGAAUAAUCUAAAGCAUGUUUAUACAACAACGUUACUUGAUGUGUAACAAACCUAAAUCUAGGUGUAAACUUGUUAUUUGUAGAUCUCAUGUGUUAUCAAACAAAAAUAACUGUAAAAUACUUUUAUGUACUAAUAAAACUAAAAUUCAGAAAAUCAAGCUAGCAUUCCUUUAACACUAGAUGAUGUGGUGUAACUGAAACUUGCUUUCCAAACGAGAUUCUGAUAUUGACUGCUACAGUUUGUUAUUCCUACCAUGUGCUUUGUGAUAAAACUUUGGGGUUACCUUUCCCUACUUGAACUAACCUUUAUUUAUAAGUGGUCUCCAUGUGGUGUGACUAUUAUUUUUGUAACAAUCAAAAUGACUAACAUUUAUUGAGUACAAGCUCUUAGGCACUGUUUUAAGUGCUCUGUUUGUAUUUUUUCAUUGAAUGCUCACAGCAAAUCUGUGACGGAGGUACUGUUAUUAACCCCACCUAACAGAUGGAGAAAUUGAGGCACCAUGAGAUUAAUUUGUAUAAUGUCACAAAGCCAGCAGGUGGUAUAUUGCCCCUUUAUGAACCGUCAACCCACCUUUGAAAAAUGUUGACAAUUGAAGUAAGAUUUUGGCAACAGUGUGAUUAUAAACGGUCCAAUGCAAUAGCCAAAACAGAGCAGUACAGAUGGAUGUUAUGCUCAUACAUGUUACUUCUCACAGUAGGAAAACACAGGUUUUAAAAAUUCUUGCAGAUAAUUCAUGGUGUUCUAAGGUUAUAAACACGUGAAAAACAUUUGAUUUGGAAGUCCCAAGGAAGAGUUGACAACAGGCGUCAAAACAUUUAGACUUUUAUUUUAGGCUUUUAUUGUCAAAGACUCAGUUCACUCAAAUCUUUAUAUAAAUGAUGGCAUUUAUUGAACUACCGACUCCUCUUGAAGUAAGUUUGAAUUACAGAAGGAAUUUACAAAGUAGAAGUACUUUUUUCUGCAGUAAAAGGUUAAGGAUGUGGCUUACCAAAAGGAGGCCAUAGAGCGUCCAUUACCUAUGGCUAAGUGUUCUUAGAGAUGACAAAGAGGAGAUGGGUUGUUUAGAAUAUAUAAUGUAAACGUACGAAAAAAGCAUAUGCAUAUGAAGAAAGCUAAAAAUAGAAAAUGAGAGAUCAGAGGUGCAGUGAGUAACUCAGGUAAAUAUAGUUACAUCCGCUAAAUAUUAAAAUGAGCUGUGAACUUCCUGGCAACUAUGGCAAAAAGGUAAACACAGUGACUUUCUAGACUUUUCAAUGUCUACUGAAGAGAGGAACACCAGGUCCUAGUUUUGAAACCUAAAUUUACAUUAAAGAAGUUCUGUUAGUGACUUUGGAUAAUAAGCUCUUACCUUUCCCUUAGCUCUCUAUUCAGUUAAAUAGAAAUGCAUCACAUAUCUUCCACAUACAUGUGAUACAGUCCCCAGACCCCUCCUCCAGGAAUGAGACACCCAGCCCCUCCCCCAGCUGCCUGGAGCAAUGAUUGGUGACAGCUGCCAGUUGAAUUCCUUCGCCCAAGGGAGCUGUCUCCCCCAAGGUAAGGCUCCCUCUCCAGGGAAGCCUGAAUCCAGUGACUGGUCCGUGCUGAAAUCCAAAGGAACAGUUUCCUUGCCCCAGUUCAGGACAAAUCUGAAGGUUCAUCCAGUUUCCACACCUCACUUUGGGUUAGCUGAGGCCUUUGCUGCAACUGUGUCUUCGUCAACGUCUUCGCCCAACCCUGUUCCGGUCAGUCUCUCACAGGUACUCGUUCUCAAGAGCCCUCCCCAGUAAGCCUGCUGCACAGACUCCUCAGUCUGUUUCCUGGGACUCUCUCUUUUAGCAUUAAAGUAAAAAUUAGGAAUAAUAAAUAUAAACUGCUUAAGUCUCAGCACACAGUAAGUAGGCACUGAGAAAAUGGUAGUUAUGGUUUUUACCUUCAUUGCACAGGACAUUGAGCCACAUAUGGAAAAUGUUUGAUUUUUGUAGACAGUACAUUUUUCAUAUGGCUAUUGCUUUUAGCAGUCCUCGUAAAGGUAAGAGUAAAAUAUAAAAAUGUUACCAAAUGAGCUAUAAAAAGUAUUAUGAUUGCCUGAAUUUCUUUCUAACAACUUUCUAAAUAUGUUCAGGUUGCCUACAGACAGAUGUAUACACUUAAAACAUGCUUAUUUUCAGGUUUUUCAUAGAGUAUUUGUCAGCAUAUGAAUAUUUGUUCUUUUCAUGCAUUUAUGAUCUGUAGUUUACAGCAUGUAAAUGCAAAAACAAAAAAACAAAAAAAAAAAACAAAACCACUUUUUGAAGUAGAGUUGACCCUGAACAACAUAGGUGUUAGGGACACUGAUGCCCUGUUCAGUCAAAAAUCUGGAUAUAACUUCUGACUCCCCAGAAACUUAGCUACUAAUAGCCCGCUGUUGAUUAGAAGACUUACUGAUAACAUGAGCAGUGGAUUAACGUAUUUUGUAUGUUACAUCUAUUCUAUACUGUAUUCUUACAACAGAAUACACCAGAGGAAAGAAAUUGUUAUUAAGAUGAUCAUAAGGAGGAGAAAAUACAUUUGCAGUAAUAUAUUUAUUGAAAAAAACCUUGUAGUUCGAAUCCAUGCUGUUCAAGGGUCAACUUUAAGUCAACAUUUACAUUUUUAAAGAACACCUGACUGAGUCUUGACCCAGAUUCAGGCGAGACUAAUAUUUGUACCCAGAUACCUUGAUGGAGGAUUUCUAAUAACCUUACUUCUUAGAUGAUUUUAUCUAGAUGUCAAAGCCAAAUAAGUAAAAAUUACUAAUGGAAGGAAUUUGUAUUAUAGAUUAUCUUUUCAUUAUAGAUGGUAGUUUUUAGUAAAAAAAAAAAAAAAAGACUACAAAACUUUCAUGAAAGGAAUAAAGUGACCUGUUUUGGAGGGGGUGGGGUAACUGCUCUGCACCAUUUCCCUUUUAAACACAGGUCUUAUCACCAGUAGAAAGUGCCUUUGUGUUUGGGAAGCAAUGUGAUGUAAUGGUAAAGCUGUGUGAGAUGUUAUUGUAAUGUGUAUGCAUGCAUGUGUACUUCUUAAAUUUUAGACAUGGUUGAUUAUGGACCAGUUAGUGUGCAAUUCAGGGUGUUUGUGUGGGAGGCCUUUAAAGGUGAAUGAUUCUCCCCUGCUGUCCUAGAAAUACUGUAGAUAAUACUCAAAUAUGUUUUUUUUUUCCUCACAUAUUAGUAAAAGUUAACAUUUUAAAUAAAUAUCAUCUGAAUACCACUUUGAGAUGGUGCCCGGGGUGUGAAGUAAACAGAAAAUCUAACAGAAAUGCUAAUAUAGCAACUUCAGAGGUGAUGUAGGAGGUCAGAUGAAAACAACCUACCUAAUCCAGGAUAAUUCUUUACCAGACAACUGGUCCCCCCCCCCCCCGCCCCAUCUAGAUGGGAAGGAGGUUGUAGGCAAAUAGUGGUAUCUGACUGUCUUUGAUGACUCUAAUGUCUGAAAUUUGCUGCUUAUGUCUGAAAUAGUUAAGUAGUUCACUAAAGCCCUAAUGUUUUUACCUGUCUUCAUGCCUGGAAGGAUUCUUGUAUCCCAAAGAAGUCCUUAAACAGGACUACGCUUACUAGGUAUGGCUUUUAUGAUAUUACUGCCAAUAGGAGAUAUGAUUUACCUACAGCAUAGGGUUAAAAACUUUAUGGUCAUAUGAAUAUAGUUCCUUGAGCAAUGGAAGGUGUUUGUUUUUGACAAUUAGUAUUGUCCUCCUGGAGGGUUUUUUUUCCGUUCAUAAUCUGAAUGGACAAGACCCUCACCAGCUAGCAUGGAGGAACCUAGAAAACUUGGAGGAGUUGAUCCUCACUGAGAAUCAAAAUUUGCUGAAUUAUUUGUUCCACACAAGAAUCUCUCCCCGAUGAAGACAGUACUGACCAGUUGUAGACAAAAAAGUGAGUCGUUCAUAGCCAGAUUCGGAAUGCAGUGCAAGUCGAUAGAAUUCAAUCCUGGACAGUUCCCCACAGAGACUGGGGCUCCAGAGAGGUAAGAUCUUUUGGUUUCUGGUGGUCGUUCUGUUUGACCCUAUCAGAAUCCAGGAAACAAUUGAGUCUUUUUCCUUUUCUAUCUUUGACAGAACUCUGUAUCCUUGAAUAUAUUACUUAUUCAAUGUGUAAGGCAUAAGAAAUAAUAAAAUUUGGACAGAGCAACAGAGGUCUGUGUGGCAGGAGACCCCUCUCCCACCACCGAGAAAAAUUUUAAAAACAAGAAUGGUAGAUCUUUUUAAAAUAACCUGGCCCUCUGCAGUUAUUCCCUUUGUCACAAAGGGAAUUUGCUUUGCUAAUUUGAGCUGUAUCUAUGCUUCAUACCAUUUUCUGCUCCUGCUUUUUUCAAGUAGGAGCCUUACGUACCUUAGAUUUAUUGAUUCUAUAAAUAUAAUCUACCAUGUGGUUAAACAGUGAGUUUCCUGAUUUUCUUUGGUAAGAAACAAAAUUUAUCUUCUUGCUAAUGAUUUGCAAUAUUAAAAUUACCUUAAUUCAUUUACUUAAUAAAUGUAUAUUGAACCCUUACGUGAUAGGCACUCUUCUGGGCUCAGAGAAACCGAGAACUAGGCAGACAUACCUAGUUCCUACCUCAUAGAGUUGAUGAUCUAGUAGAAUAGUUCUCUUAGGAAGCAUUCACAUUAUAUGAGUGGCAUUUGGUAGUUUUUGUUUGUUUGUUUGUUUACCAAAUCCCCUUUGAAGAAAUACUUGUCUUGGGGCCUUGGCUCCUCGUUUGUUAAGUGAGGACUCUGUGAUCUCUGAGGUUCUUUUCCAUUCAAAACAUCCAUAAUAUUUUGGAAGUUUGGAACUUGGUUUGCUAUUAGAGCCUUGGGCAGCUCCACCCACCCCCUGUCAAUCAGUAGACUAUAUAAAAGAGAUAUUUGGCAAGGAGAGUGUCAUAGACAGAUAGGCAUUAUAUCAGGUGCUGCAGGAAAGUCAAAUGAGUUAAGGACAAAGUUUGAGGGUCAUUCUUCUCAGUAAUUAAGAAAUUGCUGACCAUGAUAUGAAUGGUUUCGGCAGAAUAAUAGAUCAGACUGAGUCCCAUUGGGUUAAGGAUUGAAUUAGUGUAGACAUUGCCUAGUCCUUUCAGACCCUUUGGUCUUUAGGCAGUAUUAAAAUGGGAAGAUGCAAAAGCUUAGCCAUCGUGACUACUAAGGAAAGUAGUCAAGACUUCCUUUCCUAUGCUUGUUCCAAGAUACGUGAAUUUCCUUUAGGUAAUUUAUGUAGCAUCUGUAUUGAUACGUGUAUCAGAUAAUGAAUGGUCAAGUAUUAUGUGAUUCAAUUGGGACAGUUAAAAAGCAUAAUUUAUGAAUCAUUUAAUAUUGCUUAGUUUCCACUUCAGAAAAAGAUUUCUUCCCUAGCAGGUGGAAAAAAAAAAAAAACUCCUAUAUUUUUGUGAAGAGUAAAUUGAUAUCCCUGUGUGUUCUUACUGCUAGGAAUUGUUUCUCUCAAAAAGCAUGGGAAUUUGACUAAUUGGCCUCUUAAAGAAGAUAUUAAUGCUGCUUUAUCUAAAUGAGCAGAAUAUGGAGCAAACUGGAUAAAUUUUACUUAAACUGGUUGUCCCGAUCUUUAUAAUCUCUUGUCAAACUUAAUACACAAGUUAAGUCUACCUUAUUUUAGGGCUUCUGACUAAUACCUGUUAUAUUCUUUUAUGGAAGAAACAACCACAUGGUAUAGAGCAGUUUUUAACCCGAGGUUCUGGUAUGGGCUCUUCAGAGUCCGUGUUCUUGAAAUUGUAUGGAACAGUUUUGUAUGUGUGUUUUUUUCUGGGGAUGGAUCCAUGACCCAAAAAAGAAAAGAACUUCUAUUCUGGAGAGGAAAAGGAAAAGGACUAUUUAAGAAUAAAAAGCUUUCUCACUUGCCAAACCUCCCCUGUAGCGCUAAGAACUGGGGGAGUGUGAUGCAAGGGCUAUAUUUUUGGUUUGAGUUUUGUUUUGUUAGGGUUUAGGGUUGGCUGGUUUUAAAGGAUUAAGUGAUUGGCAAAUCAGUUUGCCAGAUUUUGAUGUAUAGAAAACAGGUAGUAAAUAGGUAGUAAAACUUCUGCUGGCCCCAGAUAGAUUUUGCCUUCCGUGACUUCCUAAUCAUUAGUUCUAGCUCGGUGUAAUAUACAUCCCUAUGUAGGAAUUUAUGCUGUAUUCAUAAUACCCCUCUUACUGUGUGCAGAAAUAUGUUUAUUUAUUUAUUCUCCUACUUGGAGUUUUAUUUUAUUUUCUACCUUUUGUGCUCACAGUAAGAAACUAAAACUAAUUAAAGACAUAUUGAGUCUCUCCAAAAGAUAUUGAAAUAAAUUCAAUGGGUUUGUUGUUGUUGUUGUUGCCUCAUUAAGAGCAACUAGUUGUAACAGUUACAAUAAAGCGGUAACUUUAAAGGAAGAAGAUUAAUGUAUUUCACAAAGACUUUUGCUUUAAAAAUCCACAUCUGCUAAGGCUGAGGUAUUGUUUUUAAUUCUUUUAUAAACAGCUAGUCAUUGGAGAUUUGCCCCCAGUGUAAUUUCCUCUAUCUCUUGUGAAAUAUGAUAUGUGAUUCUUAAGACUCUGACUGCAAAUAAGUAUAUUCUUUAUGGAAUCAUUUGGGUUAAAAAAAAAAAAAGCUAAAAUUAUCAUAUUUAGUUUGCAGAGGGUUAAGAUCAUCUAUGUAAUCCAUUUCUAGUGUGGCCAGUUUGACAACUACAUUUGAAAAUCUGUUUCACGGCUUGUUUUUUCUUAUAACAUUGUUUCCUCCUGUUAUAACUAAGCUAUCCUGCCCUGCGGUUUGACUUUUUCAUCUGACAUCUUAGGCUGAUCAUGCCAGUGUUUUCUGGACAACACAUUUAUGUAGCUAUUAUGCUACACAUUUCCAUUCCUCCUUAUUAUAGACCCUGUUCCACCUGUAGUCAGUUCUGUUAGAACAGUGGUUUUGUCACGGUGAUUAUGUUUUGAUUGGAUGAAAUGGGGCAAAUUUUGAGAAAACGAGCCAGUAGCAGAAUUGGUUGGCAUAUGCCCAUAUGAUUUAUUUAGUUGGCUUCCUGCUUUGCCAUACCAGGAAAAAAUUCAAUUCCUCCCACUUCCUGAAAGUCAGAGGAGGGAUUGAAGGACACUGAAGCGAAAGAAACCUUAUUUUUACCCCCAAAGUAGCUUGUAUAAUGUCAGGAAGGGCUUUGACGAAACCACUGGCCCUACUUAUAGAUCUUAUUUUCCAAGCCUUUCAUUAUUUUAUUUGCCCUUUUCUGAACUCUACAAUUUCCCUCUCUUGUAGCUGGUUCGAUGCCCAGAACUGAAUGCUGUGCUCCAGCUGUGGCCUCACCGGUGCUGAAUAGAGAGGAAGAGCCACCUUCAUAGCUUACAUGUGAUUCCUCUGCUUAUACAACCCAAUACUGGAUUUACUUACUUUGGCAAGAUAGCUGCAUUGUGCACUGUAUUUAAUGUUACAUGUACUGUAACCCUGGGUCUUUCUCUGCAUUGCUGCCGUUAAACCCCCAAUCCUGCCAAUCUAAAACUCCUACCUUUGUUUACCUGCCCCCUCCCCCGCAGACCUCCCCCCCACAUUCAUCCGCAAUGAAUGUCAUCUUUAUUCUCUCAUUUCCUUUCCCUCCAAUCUUAAACUUUGGCAGAACUUUCCCUCCGUCUAUAAAAUUAUCAGUUGUCAGCCAUCUUGUUUUCCUCCCUGCUUUGGUAAUGGGACAUCUUUUAAGCCUUGUCUCUGGUUCUUUUCCUGUUGAGGUGAUUAAACACUUGGCAUUUCUUUCAAAUCAAAGACCUACGAACUCUUCUGAUUUGACCACCUGAUCAAGUUGUUACCUACCCUUUAGUUCUUUCUAGAUUCUCUUGACUCCUCCUGACCUCUAUCCCUCUGACUUCCUUCAAGAAUACAGUGCUACCUCACUGCUCUUCCCCAGGGAGGAGACUGUAAUAUUGAUUUACCAUGGAAACUUCUAGCAAUAAGGAAAGUGUUAUUCUUCCUAAUUGUGAAUAGGCUGGUCUUUUCAUAAUUUUGAGCAAAUUCUCCCCCCCCCCCCCCAACUUCCCCCAGAAUCUUAACUUUUAAAAGAAAAUGCUAGAGGUUAAAUUACCAUACAUUUCUAAGAUGAGUGAGGUAAAGAAAGAAGGAAGGGGAGUAAGGUAUUUGUGUUGGGUAGGAAACGGCCCUCCAAGAAAGCUAAACUUGAGGUUCUUGUUGGGUUUGGUGUGGCUGUCUGAAGUGGGAGGUGAGGCUUUGCUUUUCCUAGAGUUUGGAGCAUUAUCGUAACCUCAGAUUUAGAGUAGAUUUUUAAGUUGGCUUAUUUAGGACUGUUGACACAGGCACGCAGUCUUUUAAUUGCGUGCUUUGGUUCAUCGUUCAGGGUGUAGGAAGUGUGACCUUUCUUGAUUGGAAGGCCUCCAUAGGUUCCUUUUAUCUGUUUCUAAAGUCCCUGCAGCUUCACUGAGUUCAGUGUCUCCCACAGCGGUGGUCUUGCUCAGGUUUGAGUUCUCCCUUUCGUUUUCUAUCUUAGUUGAUGUGUCCUAUUCAAACAGCCUCUCCUCGGAUCCCUGGAUCCUUUGCUGAACCCAGAAGGUACCUCUUAUGUGUAUUUUAUGUCUUGAGAGUGUUAAAAUCAAUUUGCAAGUCUUUUUAACAUUAUUCCAGUAUAUCAAAUUCCUAUCGUAUGGAUUUAGGAAUUACCAAGCAUUUUUCCUCCAGACCCCUAAGAGAUAUUUUUCAUAUCAACACAUGACACUAUUAAAGUGUAUCACAAAAGUACACUACAAGGAAAGCGGUGGCAAGAUCUCAUAGCCUUUUUUGAUGAAAUAUAAAAUACAUCAUCUGACUGUUCUUCUGUAUCUAAAACCAUUAGAUAUUCCUAUUCACAAUUACAUAAGCCAAGUGAAAUUUUAAGCUCAAUUUGGUGGUUUCAAAGAAACCUGUCGUUUCCCACCAUGCACAUUGUCAAAAGAUUGGUGGCUUUGCUUAAGAUGCCCAUGUCACGACAUUCCUUCAAAGGAACGUGAGUUUAUUCCUUGACUUCUGAAAUGACCCCCAGUGACAGAGGCGACUGGACUCUUGUGUGCUGCGUGCACUUCUCGAGGCAGCCAGAAAGUAGUGAGCAGUGACAUCUCCAUUUAUGGCCUUGGCAGGGUGAAAGGGACACGGCCGGGACUCUCCAUGUACGGUCCUUGGAGGAGUCGAAAAGAGCAGUUGGGGUGUUCUUGGAGGCAGAAACUAGACAUUGUGAGAUAAAAAUAAGUUGGCAGGAGAUGUUUGCAAUUCAAAUUCCAAUCCCUGCAAGGAGGGCAGAGGGCACUGGGAAAGGGGAGUAUAUAGAAAAUUAAAUGAGAUCUGCUGCUGGCAUUUGUCUCCUUCCAUUGGAAAAGUUACCCUGUGACGCAUUCCCCAAGUUCAUUUCUGACUUUUUUCUAGAAAGUUUUGUGUUAUGUAGUUGUGACAAUCUUUUACAAAGAGAAAGAGGGAACACUUUUAAUCAGAAACCUUGGCUCUUUAAGGCAUCAUUUGAGGCACCAGAGAUCUCAAGAAAGGGAGAAAGGCAGAUGCUUACGCAGGGGGUAGACUGGCCGGUUUUGGGACAGGGUGACUAAUCACCACUCUGUGUAUGUCUGAGGAAGAUCAUCCUAUGUGCCAUGUUUUUAUUACUGCUUUUGCCCAUCUGGAUUCCUGGCCUCAAGGGACAGAUCUGCAAAGUAUUUGACAGAGUGUCUUGUCAUUUGUCACCUGUGAUUUAAAGAUACUGAACUUUCGUGGAGGCUCUGUAAAGAUUAUGAAGAGUUGUUUUAGUUUGGUGGGAAUAUGUGAUAUAUUGCUAUGGAAAGUAAUCUCACAUUUAGGAGAAACGAACAGUCUGACUAAUGCAUAUAAAUUAAGUCUGAAGUGAACCGGUUUUGCACAGUUGAGUCAGAAGGUAUAUGAGAGCCACCAGGGAAAAGGGGUCUUGUCUUUCAAGAAAAUUCUGAGUGAAAUUCAGUAAAGUAGAAGGGAGAUUAGAAGGAGCAGAAAGAGCAGAGAUGGGAUAGAGACUGGAUGUCAGUAAACUAAAUUUGGAUGCUGGGACUAAGUCCUUGGUUUAUCUUUUGAAAUACCAUGUAAGACAGAGUAAAAGAUGCCAAUAAUUAAGGAAACUCUGCUAAUGAUCAGAAACAAGUAUGCGUUAGAAGACCACGAAGAAAAUGGUUUGUGCAAGACGUUAAAAUGAUCCAGGUUUUCCCUGUGGACUUGCAUAGUGAUUUUUAUUUGCUGCGUAGCAUAAGGCAGAAAAAGGAGUGCAAUGGUAUCCCUCCACCUCACUUUCCCCCCCAGGAAAGGAGAUUAUUGGUUUGUUUCCUGGCAGUUUGAGUUGGUAGAAUAGAUUAGAACUGGCUAACCUUUCGAUGUAGGAAUUAGCACAUUGUUUCUUGAUAGUUGAUGUUUGAGACUGGGGCUCUGUAGCAUAAUUAUUUGACCUCUUUUAAAUUUAGCAAUUUCCCUAAGACCGAGUAAUUUAGUAAGGACUGUGGACUUUGAGGGUAGUAUGUUUUACUAGCUGAUUCACUUAGGCAAUUGUUUUUACCCUGAUUUCCUUCUGAAGAGUAGGGAAGGUUAUAUUCUUCACUUGGGAAAUUCUUCUUUCUGUCCCCCCUUCCCUCACUUUUUCCAAAUUCUGGGCACAAUAGCAGCUCUUUCUCUUCUGUGGCAGGUGUGCAUCCUAUUGGCUGGCUGGUAUUUCUUGUUUUCUUUUUUUUUUGUUUCCUACUUCUUCUUUUUAAAUGGGGGUGGGGGUAUAAAAACAUGUGUUAUGGGGUACAUGCAAUAAUGUUGUAAUGUUUCUUGUUGUUUAAUGGAUGAUUAAUUGCAAAAUAAUUGUUUGAAUUAUAACAUGUUUGAGUAAAUGCUAAAUUAGUUUUUUUUCUAAUAUAAUAAUGAAUUUGAAAUCUAGCAUUCCUGUAACAAUGUGUCUGUGUUUGUCUGUCUGUGUCUGUCUAAUAGUAAUUAAUAUCUGUGGUCCGUACCUGGAAGAGGAAGUACAGCUUUAAAGGAAUAACAAAAGACUUUGUGUCUUAGACCCUUCGCAGGUGUUACAGUCGGGUGAAAGAACAUGGUGUUGGGAAAAGAAAGAGCAGUUACACAUUUGAACAGUUGGAACAGGUGUUUGG
Prionailurus viverrinus (fishing cat) is the source of this 18879-nucleotide messenger RNA. RefSeq names its product Myb/SANT DNA binding domain containing 2 (gene MSANTD2). The coding region runs from base 55 to 852 and encodes 265 amino acids. The record is from RefSeq and is a predicted model, not a curated record. The transcript is spliced from 2 exons. Lineage: Eukaryota; Metazoa; Chordata; Mammalia; Carnivora; Felidae.